Heterotrigona itama is the source of this 924-nucleotide messenger RNA. The record is from the annotation of a GenBank genome assembly. NCBI's taxonomy places the organism in Eukaryota, Metazoa, Arthropoda, Insecta, Hymenoptera, Apidae.
CGCAGAUUUCUGGUGCCUGGUUGUUUUUCGUUGGGAAGAGGUACUUACGAUAGUGACGAAUGGAAGCGAGUGAGCCGAGCGAGCAGCUCCGCAAAUAAAUUCGAACACGACAGGAUGACACGUUCCGAAAAUAAGGAUCGUUCGUGUCAGGGAAUUCCACCAUCGCAUCCUCGGCUUUGAAAUCGCUCGGAAGGAUCUGGCACGCUUUCAAAACUGACGUUAAUGCCCGUUUAUUCUACAUUCUACAUCAACUUGGUCCACCGAAAUGUUUUUCCAGGCCUAUUUUAAAGCCUCGUCGAUGCUUCUUCAUCCCGUCGCAGAAAAGUCACCAGCCAGAUUCGUCGAGAUUGUUGGAAAAUGGGUAAACAGGAAAUGCAGCGACCAGGAGGAAAUCCCAUUGAGAAGAGAAGAGAGGCAUUUAUUCACGAUUCACCUGCUGGCCUUAUCUGCAAUCGAUUCGCUGAAAUAUACUUUGCAUUCGAAGCGUAUAACAAGAUCAAUAUCCUCGGAACGGAAGUGAGUUUUCCACCAGCGCGAUCGUGACUACAAAUAAAUUAGAUCACUUACAACGAGCAGGAGCUGACACGAUCGAUUCUCGAUUCCGAUCCUGUUACAUUUUCAGUUUACCUGAUUGUAAAAUUACCGCGUCAUUAAUAUUUCACCGUGCCCUAUGAAAUUUGAGAACUACUCGAUCAAUUAAAUUUCCUUGUUCCUAACCUAAAUUGAUCGUUCACAUCUGGCUGAGAGUUCUUUCUCCAAUACGAUCAGUCAAACUUGAUUUUUAGAUAGAGAGAUAAUAUUUACUGAUUAACUACAAUUUCAUAAAUAAAUAAACUAGUAAACUAAUAAAUAAAUUAAUUAUUUACUAACUUUUACUUAUCAGUGACAUUUUAUUUUUAUUUAAUAUUUAAUACUUUUUAAUUU